This is a messenger RNA of Lindgomyces ingoldianus, 321 nucleotides long. RefSeq lists its product as uncharacterized. The transcript has a single exon. Lineage: Eukaryota; Fungi; Ascomycota; Dothideomycetes; Pleosporales; Lindgomycetaceae. The record is from RefSeq and is a predicted model, not a curated record. The coding region runs from base 1 to 321 and encodes 106 amino acids.
AUGAGCUCUACAGACAAAAUUGGCAUUGCCUUGGUUUCUGACGAGGUGAUCCCCGUGUGUGCCGAGCUCCUGUCGAAAAACUUUGGCCAUGAUGCACCUUUUGUGGAUAUUUACUUCCCGGACCACGAUACACCUUCGGGACAGGCGUCGCUUUCGAAGCGUUUAACGUCUUGGAAGCCAUCCUCUCCACAAUCCACAUUCUUGAAAGCAGUCACCAAGCCUGGCCAGAGCAGUCACCAAGCCUGGCCAGGGCAGUCAGGAACUCAUCGCGGGCUUCGCUCUCUGGACCUUGACGAAAGAGCCUCCACCUGCAGAGCUUGA